CAGCACCAUCAGUUCCUUAGAAAUAACAGAGAGGGGUUUUCCGACCGCACUCCGGCAUCUGCGGCACAGUGUCAGGUGCGGCUCCAUCAUUCGCUGCGGGCUUCAGGGGAGGAGUCCCCCCCCCCGCACUGUAGCACUUGGUCCACAGGAAAGAAAAAAAGAAAAAAGAGAAAACCAAGGCGCGCACCGCCCGUCCGUCAGCGCACACUGGUGGAGCAGACACGUUCCAGAGAGGAGCUCACUUCGAGUCACAGAGUCCGGUCCCUUCUUGUUGAACACAUUUUUUUUUUCUCCCCCUCUCUCCACUUUGAUUCAUUUGUAUCCCCCCCCCCCCUUCUGCGCUGGAUCUUUCGUGCCCGAAAAUGUGCGUGGAGAGCGACGGAUGCGAGAUCGAAGGCUGCGGCAGCUCGGACGAGGUGCGCACGCUGUCGGGCAGCAUGAGCCCCGCGCUCAAGUCCAGCCCGGACCUCCACCCCUGCAGACCCGGCCACAAGUUCCGCGCCGCGCUGCUCAGAUGCCGCUCGCCGGCCGCCGCCGCCGGGAUCCUCAGCUUCGGGAACGUCCUGAAUUACAUGGACAGAUACACUGUCGUCGGUGUUCUGCUCGACAUCCAGCGGCACUACGACGUAUCUGACAGCGGGAUGGGCCUGCUGCAAACAGUCUUCAUCUGCAGCUUCAUGGUGGCGGCUCCCAUCUUCGGUUACCUGGGCGACCGCUUCAACAGAAAGGUCAUCCUGAGCUGUGGCAUUUUCUUCUGGUCUAUUGUUACUCUGUCGAGCUCCUUCAUCAGCAAAGAGUACUACUGGCUGUUUGUGCUCUCCAGGGGACUGGUGGGCAUCGGCGAGUCCAGCUACUCCUCCAUCUCUCCCACCAUCAUAGGAGACCUGUUCACUAAUAACAGCCGCACCAUGAUGCUGUCAGUCUUCUACCUGGCCAUCCCCCUGGGAAGUGGUUUGGGUUACAUCCUGGGCUCCAGCGCCAAGGAGGCUGCAGGAGACUGGCACUGGUCGCUGAGGGUAUCCCCAGUCUUAGGGAUCACUGCGGGAACUCUGAUCCUGCUCUUCGUGCCGGAGCCGAAGCGAGGCAGUGCUGACCAGAUGGGGGGCCGCAUCAAGACCCGCACCUCCUGGUUGUGUGACAUGAAGGCCCUCGCCAAGAAUCGGAGCUACGUGUUCUCCUCCCUGGCAUCAUCGGCGGUGUCCUUUGCCACUGGUGCGUUUGGUAUGUGGAUCCCCGUGUACCUGGCUAGAGCCCAGGUGGUGCAGAAGACGGCGGAGCCCUGCACAAAAGAGAUCUGCAGCAGCACAGACAGUCUGAUCUUCGGGGCGAUCACCUGUGUGACAGGGCUGUUGGGCGUGGUCAUCGGGGCGGCCACCACGCGCCUGUGUCGCCAGAAGACGGAACGCGCCGACCCACUCGUGUGCGCCGUCAGCAUGCUGGGCUCGGCCAUCUUCAUCUGCCUCAUCUUCGUGGUGGCUAAGAAGAGCAUCGUAGGAGCUUACGUCUGCAUCUUUAUAGGAGAGACGCUGCUUUUCCUGAACUGGGCAAUAACAGCGGACAUUUUAAUGUUUGUCGUUAUUCCCACGCGGAGGGCAACGGCGGUCGCCUUUCAGAGCUUCACCUCGCAUCUCCUGGGCGAUGCAGGAAGUCCGUACCUGAUAGGCCUGAUCUCCGACGCCCUCCAGCAGAGCUACGCGACGUCAGCGCUGUGGCAGUUCCUCAGUUUGGGCUAUGCCCUCAUGCUCUGUCCCUUCAUCAUCGUCCUGGGGGGCAUGUUUUUCCUGGCCACUGCGUUGUUUUUCCUGGACGACAGAGAGAAGGCCGAGAAACAGUUGAGCCUUGUUGCACGACCACCCUCCUCAGUCAAGGUAUGACCAGGUGACAACCCAACGAGGAGCCGUCUGAAGGAGCAACCAAACUCCCUGAGGAUGACAAGAUGGGAGAUGAAGGGGAGGGCAGCUGAUCCCCCUCCUAAAAAACUACACCCACGUCAUCUUCCCUGUUAUCACCACGACGAUCAUCGUCGUCAUCAUCAUCAUCAUCAUCACCUCCUGACUUCGGCUGCUCUUCCUCUUUACAUGCUCACAGGGGCUGCUCAGAACUGGAAAACGAGGGAGCGUCUUGCCCCUUCUUGAACUGCCUCCAAAUCACAAGCUGGUGAGAGCGCGCACAUCCCGUGUGCUGGAGCCACUCGACCAACGGCCGGUGUCCCCCUCACCUCUGUCUGUGAGGAUCCACUGAACCUUCCAGGGGGGGAGGGGGGGUGGCAAACCCCCCCGCCCCCCCGUUGAUCCCCUCCGACUCCUGAUGCUAUACUACUGAAUGCUGAUCCUGAACCUGCCCUGUCUGUCUGCCUGUCUGUCCAGCAAUCUGUCUCUGUGUGUCCAUCCGUCUGUCUGUCUCUUACAUUGGCUGUCAAUCUGCACCAAGUGCCAUAGCAUCAUUACAUUCCUUCAGACUUUGCACUGACCUCCAACAACCCUCAUGAGUCAUCCGUGUCUAUACUUACAUGCACCAUAUAAUAUAAUUCAACCUUUGGUUUACAAAUUGGCUUGAUGAAGCUGUUUACGUGGAUCAUCUGCAGUCAUAAAGCUCCACUGGUGUCUACGUUGCCCCCAUGUGAAAUUUCAGUUUGCAUGCAAAACAGUAUUCGACCCCGGGCUUUCAACACUUUUAGCCUGAAACAGACAGUAGAUUCAAGUUACCAGUGCGAGUGUCGCAGAUUGUUGAAAUGUGCUGCAGGAAUAUGAUUCAGAACGUGUUGCUCAUCUGUUCAAACAAGCGUCCACCAGUGUGACUAAUAUCUGAUUACUCUGCUCCGCAGUAUUAACAUCACGAACGUUCAAAUGCAGUGUUUUUCAUGAAGAAUGCCGCAUUUUCCAUAACGAUCAAACUUUUGCUGUGCGUGUAAACCUAGCCGUCAAGCAAGAGCCAAAAGAAGUGUUGCCGUCUAAAGGUCAGUGAAUCAGCCUUCGAGAUUGGAGCUUUCACAUCAACAGCUGUUUCCCCUUCACCCCCGUGUGUGUCUUUAGUUUUAGCUUUUAGCACUUAAAUCAGUGUAGACAGUGCCAGAGAACAUGACAGAGAUCAGAUAUUUCUGCACAUUAUUUUUCACAGGUUUACUUGUGAUUUGUUUUUCUGUUUUCCUUUUGUUUUUCUGUGUGAGGAUGGAUUUGAAACUGGAGGUUAUUGUCUAUGAUUGUUUCAGAAGAAAGAUGAGGCAAUCUGGGCCAUUUAAAGUGGACACUGGAUUAUAUGUUUUAUCAUUUAUAAUGUAAACGUUUUGUUUUUUUACAUGAAAUGCUACUCUUUUGGCUUUUGAGGAGUAACACCUGUGUUUUUUAUGUACAUAAGAAGCUAUGUUUUUUUUUGUUUUUCCCGUGGAAACCAACCUUUUUUUUUUUUUUUUGAAUCGACACUGCCUUAUCAGUGAGCUGGGUUUCUUUUUACAGGGGGAGCUCGCCGAUGGUUGGUUUUGAAUUUCUGGACACAACACCCACACAGAGGCCGAGUCACUUUUAAUGAUGGAUUCCAGUCCGGUGCAUGACGGUCACAAUAACAGGCAUUGUUAUGAGAUUUCUUUCCCCCCUUGCAAUUGUAGAUAUCCAGUUCCACAAUUAGUAGAAAGAACCUUUGUAAAGAGCCAGAGUCCCACUCAUCCAUUUAUUAGCAAGGGAAAUCAAAAUCCCUGAUAGGAACAGGAAAUCCUACAGCCCCAGGUUUGACUGAAAGCGGCCUCUUAUUACGGAUAAUGGAUAUGCAAGGAAUGCCGCUUUGAAAGCAGAGCGGCGUGUCCUCCGAUGCAGGAGCCGGGUCCCCUUCGGUACCUGCACCAGAGAUUUGAAUAGGAUAUAGACGUACACAAUAGACAGAAAAAUCUGGAUUUGAUUGUAUCACUGAUAACAGUAAUUAUGCAAAUGAAAGUUUACAGCUAGUUUCAGGCAAUAGCUUCAUUAGAAAACUCCCUUGCAGAAUCCUCUGUGCAGUGCAUUACCUGGUGGACGCAAUUUGUAGGGGGAACCUCGAAGCCACCGGUGCGGUUAAAGUUGUUGCAACUUGUGCAUAAAGGGGAAAGGAAGCACUUUGCAGACCACCAAGUAAAACACAGGGGGCAGAGUUGAAGGAUACGUUGACCUCAGCAGAGGAAUGAAGGGAGACACCGGGGUGGCUCCCGUAGCAUUGAUGUGCGAGCGUGACUCACUGGCUGUGUGUGUGGGGCGCUGUGUGGGCGGUGUCCUUGUUGCCAGAUCAUUAGCUUUAGCUCCUCUCCAACUGCGUGGAGCUCUCUGAAUGUGAUUCUGUUCAACCCGAUGUGUUUACACACCUACAUCCUCUUAAUGAACUGAGCUUCUUACCUUCCUUUUAUUGUGCUUCUUUUUUUUUAUGUUACCAAAUGAGUUUUUCUAAUAACUACAAUAGAUAUAUAUAUAUAUAUAUAUAUAUAUAUAUAUAUAUAUAUAGCUAUAUCACGCAGCAACGUUUAAUAUAUUGUAAAUGAUGGCUUGGAUGCAAUGUAUUUAUUUGUUUGUAACCAUAAUGAAGAAUAAUCUAUAAAGGGAAGUUUAAGGUUUGCGUAUACUACACUUUCUCAUAUGUCGUUGGGUUUAGAAAAUGCCUGUUUGUUCAUCCUUUUGUAUCACAAUGAAUCAACACAAUACCUUUCUACAUCACUUCCUUUUUUUACUGUGAUCAUAAAUUGGACACCUCACACAUAUUUCUCACAAAGAGAGAAAAGAAUUGCAAUGGAAUGACUUUAGGACAUACGAAUAUGUAGGCAUUUACAACAUAUGUGUGCCAUUGCUGGGGUGCAACACUUUUGCAUUAAUUUUUGUAGCUCUUGUAUAUGUUUUAUUGUUGUUGUUGUUUUGGGGUUGUUGUUGGGGUUUUUGAUUUUUUUUUGUUGGUUGGGCUGGUUUUUGAGAAGAAAAAGAAGAGGAAUAACAACAACAGCAACAACUGAUGGAAUCAUUUUGCACACUUAUUGUUCAGGGAUUUAUUUGAACCAUUGGCUAGCAUCGACUUCAGAGCCUCUGGCACAGAGGUCCGACUCUUCACGCACACUGGCCGUGCUGACAUAUUGUCAUUUGUCAUGCGAAGGAAUGUUGGCUCUGGUCAGAUGGGUCAUGAAUUGUUUCACUUUUGCCAAAUUUGACCCGAUUUCGCACCAAUCCUGUAGGAGUAAGUCCAUUGUACCAAGUAAUUCUAUGUUAAUAAUCACUGAAGUGAUGUUUUGAGAAUAUGCUAUUUCUUGUCAUACAAGAAUCGUGUAUAAAGAAACCUAUUUCUGAUGUUGAACAGAAAACAGAGGUUAUUUUUUAUUUUUAGAGCAAGUCAAUACAAGAGAUGUGUCAGAAGAAUCAAAGGAUAUUAUUCUAGAACUGAACUGUGAUGCUCCCUCUGGGAGUUGAUUGAAAAUGUACAUGUCUGUAAAUCAAAUAAACCUAUUUAAUCACUUCAUACCACCA
Messenger RNA from Scophthalmus maximus (turbot), 5465 nucleotides. RefSeq names its product spinster homolog 2 (Drosophila) (gene spns2). Gene Ontology annotation, biological process: transmembrane transport; sphingosine-1-phosphate receptor signaling pathway; lipid transport. Gene Ontology annotation, molecular function: sphingolipid intramembrane carrier activity; transmembrane transporter activity. Lineage: Eukaryota; Metazoa; Chordata; Actinopteri; Pleuronectiformes; Scophthalmidae. The coding region runs from base 363 to 1874 and encodes 503 amino acids. The transcript is spliced from 13 exons. The record is from RefSeq and is a predicted model, not a curated record. Gene Ontology annotation, cellular component: membrane.